Perognathus longimembris pacificus (Pacific pocket mouse) is the source of this 4311-nucleotide messenger RNA. RefSeq names its product phosphodiesterase 4B (gene Pde4b). Lineage: Eukaryota; Metazoa; Chordata; Mammalia; Rodentia; Heteromyidae. The transcript is spliced from 15 exons. Gene Ontology annotation, biological process: signal transduction. Gene Ontology annotation, molecular function: transmembrane transporter binding; 3',5'-cyclic-AMP phosphodiesterase activity. The record is from RefSeq and is a predicted model, not a curated record. Gene Ontology annotation, cellular component: perinuclear region of cytoplasm; cytosol; nucleus. Bases 206 to 2371 code for a protein of 721 amino acids.
CAGCCUGAUAAAGCUCCUUGUGACAGCCUGACUUGCUAUUCUUCCACUAUGCUGCUUUUGCUCUGAGCAGCUCCAAUAUUGAAGCCUCGGAGCUUCCCUACUGAACCUGGAGUUUGCAAAUUGAUCAGCUUUUUAAUCAGCAGCACUGGCUGUUAUGUGUGUGGUUUUUGUUUUGCAUGGUGAAAGCUAGCACUCCACACAAGACAUGACAGCAAAAAAUUCUUCAAAGGAACUUCUUUCUUCUGAAUCUGAGGUUUGCAUCAAGACUUUCAAGGAGCAAAUGCACUUAGAACUUGAGCUUCCGAGAAUCCCGGGAAACCGACCUACAUCUCCUAAAAUUUCUCCACGCAGUUCGCCAAGGAACUCACCAUGCUUUUUCAGAAAGUUGCUGGUGAAUAGAAGCAUUCGUCAACGUCGUCGCUUCACGGUGGCACAUACGUGCUUUGACGUGGAAAAUGGCCCUUCACCAGGUCGGAGCCCACUGGAUCCCCAAGCCAGUUCAUCCUCUGGGUUGGUGCUUCACGCCACCUUCCCUGGUCAUAGCCAGCGCAGAGAGUCUUUUCUCUACAGAUCAGACAGCGAUUAUGACUUGUCACCAAAGGCAAUGUCAAGAAACUCAUCACUUCCAAGCGAGCAACAUGGUGAUGACUUGAUCGUCACUCCUUUUGCCCAGGUCCUUGCCAGCUUGCGAAGUGUGAGGAACAACUUCACUCUACUCACAAAUCUUCAUGGAACAUCCAACAAGAGGUCCCCAGCGGCUAGUCAGCCUUCUGUCUCCAGAGUCAACCUGCAAGAAGAAUCUUAUCAAAAAUUAGCAAUGGAAACGCUGGAGGAACUAGAUUGGUGCUUAGACCAGCUGGAGACCAUACAGACCUACCGCUCUGUCAGCGAGAUGGCUUCUAACAAGUUCAAAAGAAUGUUGAACCGGGAGCUGACACACCUCUCAGAGAUGAGCCGAUCAGGGAACCAAGUGUCUGAAUACAUUUCAAAUACUUUCUUAGACAAACAGAAUGAUGUGGAGAUCCCAUCUCCCACCCAGAAAGACAGAGAGAAAAAGAAGAAGCAGCAGCUCAUGACUCAGAUAAGUGGAGUGAAGAAGCUGAUGCACAGUUCAAGCUUAAACAACACAAGCAUCUCACGCUUUGGAGUCAACACAGAAAAUGAAGAUCACCUGGCCAAGGAGCUAGAAGACCUGAACAAAUGGGGCCUUAACAUCUUCAAUGUGGCUGGAUAUUCACAUAAUCGGCCCCUGACAUGCAUCAUGUAUGCCAUAUUCCAAGAGAGAGACCUCCUAAAGACUUUCAAAAUUUCAUCUGACACAUUCGUGACCUACAUGAUGACUUUGGAAGACCAUUACCAUUCUGAUGUGGCCUAUCAUAACAGUCUGCAUGCUGCUGAUGUAGCCCAGUCAACCCACGUCCUUCUUUCUACACCAGCAUUAGAUGCUGUAUUCACAGAUUUGGAAAUCCUGGCUGCCAUUUUUGCAGCUGCCAUCCAUGACGUCGAUCAUCCUGGAGUCUCCAAUCAGUUUCUCAUCAACACAAAUUCUGAACUUGCUUUGAUGUAUAAUGAUGAAUCCGUAUUGGAAAACCAUCACCUUGCUGUGGGUUUCAAGCUGCUGCAAGAAGAGCACUGUGACAUCUUUCAGAAUCUCACCAAGAAGCAGCGUCAGACACUCAGGAAAAUGGUGAUUGACAUGGUAUUAGCAACUGAUAUGUCCAAACAUAUGAGCCUGCUGGCAGACCUGAAAACAAUGGUAGAAACAAAGAAAGUCACAAGCUCAGGCGUUCUUCUCCUGGACAACUACACUGAUCGCAUACAGGUCCUUCGCAACAUGGUACACUGUGCAGACCUGAGCAACCCCACCAAAUCCUUGGAAUUGUAUCGGCAAUGGACAGAUCGCAUCAUGGAGGAAUUUUUCCAACAGGGAGACAAAGAACGAGAGAGGGGAAUGGAGAUUAGCCCAAUGUGUGACAAACACACAGCUUCUGUGGAAAAAUCCCAGGUUGGUUUCAUUGACUACAUUGUCCAUCCAUUGUGGGAGACCUGGGCAGAUCUAGUACAGCCCGAUGCUCAAGACAUUCUGGACACAUUAGAAGACAACAGGAACUGGUACCAGAGUAUGAUACCCCAGAGCCCUUCUCCUCCACUGGACGAGAGGAACAGAGACUGCCAGGGUCUGAUGGAGAAGUUUCAAUUUGAACUGACCCUUGAAGAAGAUGAUUCUGAAGGACCUGAAAAAGAGGGAGAGGGUCACAACUAUUUCAGCAGCACAAAGACACUUUGUGUGAUUGAUCCAGAAAAUAGGGAUUCACUGGGAGAGACUGAUGUAGACAUUGCAACAGAAGACAAGACCCCAAUCGACACAUAAUCUCGCUCUCCCUGUGGAGAUGUACUUUCCACCCUUGACAAGCAUGCCAGCUAUGCAGUAGGGCCAGCCUGCAAUGAUGGCUGAGGCCUGCAUAGGACAAAGGCCAUCUGGCCUUUCCAGUUACUUGAGUUCGGAGUCAGAACGCAAGGCCAUGAAGCAAAGAGCAGCUCAGGAAAUGCCAUGGUUGACUUGCCUUGCUUGCAAGCUUGGCAAAGAGCUGAAGCUUUAUGUAGUAGUGGCAGCCAGUUCCCAUCACAACUAAAUGGCUUGAAAAAUGGAAGACACAAAACUGAGAGAUUUCGCUGCACUGUGUCAGGGAACUUGCCCUGACGAGUGACUGAAUUUACUAAUAACUUCACUUAUAAAUCUGCUCACCUGUCUCCUUGUCUGCCAACCUGUGUGCCUUUUUUGUAGAACAUUCUCAUGUCUUUGAAAUGCCUGUUGAAUACUUAGAGUUUAGUACCAACUUCUAUGUGGAUAAGCAUUUAAAAUUGACAUAAAUUUUUUGACUCUGUCUGGGGACAAAAAAAAAGGAAAGAAAACAGUCUUCCUUCUUUCUUGGGCAAUAUCUUUUGCUUUCCUACAGUUAACUUUUGCAAACACAUAGAAAGGACACACUGCUAACCACAUUCUAUUUCCUUCUUGGAGGCCAGUCCAGUUCUACCAGGGCCCUUAUAACUUAGAUCUGUUUGCCUGCUUCAAACAGUCCUUUUUUCUCUGAAGUUUUGCUGUUUUGCUGUAAGCAGAAUCAAGUUGAACAAAUUGGGAAGGGUAGGAAGGGGCAGUGGUAUUGUUUGCCAUGAACAGUCUGUGUAGAAGUCAGCUGAGUAGAACAGUGGGCCCCCUUGUGUCCUGGCCCUCUGUGAGUUGCACAGCCCCCUGCCCUAUUCUCUCACCCCUCUUGACUCAACCCUGCCGUUUACCACUUGAUGCUGCUGUCAUUCUCUUGCAUUGCCUUCUGCACUAGCACCUCCCUCUGGUUCCCGUUUAUAACCAUGUAUUUAUUACACAAUGUAAAUAAUGUAAUGUUUUGUAAGUUAUUAAUUUAUAUAUCUAACAUUGCCUGCCAAUGGUGGUGUUAAAUUUGUGUAGAAAACUCUGCCUAAGAGUUGCAACUUUUUCUUGUACAUUUGUAUGGUGUAUUAUAUAACCCCAACAAUAUGUAAGAGAGGCCCCCUCAGCAGUAAGGACAGGGAAGGGCCUUAAUUCCAGGGUCUGCCCUCGCCUUGUCUGACUUGCUAACUCUGCACAAGCCCUUUAUGAACCAGUUUUGCAAACAGGAUUCUCACAUUAGAUACUAAAUGGUUUAUACUGAGCUUUUACUUUUGUAUUGUUUGAUAGGGGUAGAGGGCAUUGGGCUACAGUUUUUAACCCAUGUUCUAUCCAAGUCUAUAGACACAUGAAUUGGGUUAUAUCUGGGUUCAACUAUGAUUGUGGCUUUGGUUUCAAAACAACACUACAUUUGCUCACGAGAGAUUCUUCUGAGUGUUCCCAAACUACUGACUUUGAAGAGCUAAGCCUCUUGCCUGCCCCUGAUGCAGAAAUGACGUGUUCUAAUUCAUUAUGAGAGAAAACAAUAAAACAAUGUGAAUUUUGAUAAUAAAAUGUGAACUGAUGUAGUAAAUGAUGCAAAUGUGAAGCUUCUUCUGAUAACACUUGUUAGGCCUCUUCCUUGUGUCAGUUUCAGUUUGUAAAAUGUGUUUCAUGCUUCAGUUCAGCAUUGUGACUCAAGUUUCAGAAAAUGGCACAGAUGUGCAUGACCAAUGGGUUUGUGUGUCUAUAAACACUGCAUUGUUUCCAGUGGACAGUAUAUUGUUUUCAAAAGUUUCUCACUGUGUAUGUUAUAAUAUUAGUAUUAUAUACAUAUAUAUAUUGUGCAAAAAUGCAUUCUUAAAAGACUUUUAUAUGAGCUGAAUAAACAAAAGCAUGAUUAGAUUAGA